AUGAAAAUUGACACUCCUAUACCUGAGACGUCGAAAAAUGAUGAAAAGCUUCUAAAAAUACCAACUCUACUCUCAAUCAUCAGCGAAAAACCCGCGAUUUUGGCGAGCUUCUUAUUUCAGCGAACUGAAGAUGGUUUAAAACACUGCGCACUCAAUACUGGUAUUCCAUCAGAUGUUUACAAACGCGUUCUCAGAAUGAUUAUGGUGGAAAAAUGCGCAAAGGACCACAUAUUUGGAGUUAAUGAAACCAAGGAGGGAUCAAAGGUGACCAAUUUUAAGAAAAAAAAUUGUCGAACAAGCACUUGUCAUGGGUCAUUUACCUUCCUUUGUAAUGAUGCAGACAAAAUAUACGGAUUAAAUGAAGAUUCUCAGAGUUUGCCAAUUUGCUCUCGUCCUCUUAUCCAGACGGAGGUGCAUUCAUAUCACGACAAGACGUGUAUUGUGACAACAGAAAAUCGUGUUCUUAAAGCCGAGGGAAAAAAUCUUGUCAAUGUCGCCCAAGAAGAUGGAAUAACCUGCCUUCCCCAUCAUAGAUCUAUUUCUUACAGUGUAGAGUAG
Oikopleura dioica is the source of this 558-nucleotide messenger RNA. The record is from the annotation of a GenBank genome assembly. Lineage: Eukaryota; Metazoa; Chordata; Appendicularia; Copelata; Oikopleuridae.